Molecule: messenger RNA, 789 nt
Organism: Ichthyophthirius multifiliis
Lineage: Eukaryota; Ciliophora; Oligohymenophorea; Hymenostomatida
Exons: 4
Biological process (GO): protein retention in ER lumen
Cellular component (GO): membrane
Molecular function (GO): ER lumen protein retrieval receptor activity
Source: RefSeq, a predicted model, not a curated record
AUGUUUGAUCACGAUUUCGAUCCUAUUAAAUUAUCAGAUGUGUUUAAAGAUCCUUCAAAAUUAUCUAACUAUACUAAAAAGCACAAAAAAGAUAUAAUAUAAUGGUUUGGUUUCAUGAUGACAGUAAUAUUAGUAUUUAAAUUUUUUAGCAGCGGUGAUUUUUCUUUCUUAUUAACUUUAAGUUCUUUUGUAUAAGCAUUCGGUUUCUUACUUUUAGUAUACAAAGUGAUAUAAAGCAAAUCUAUAAAUGGUUUAUCAAGAAAUUCAUUAGUAUCCAUUUUAACUAAUGAUGGUUAUUUACCUUAUGAUUCUACUGGAGAUGUAAUUUAUAGAAUAAGUGAGACUGCUACUUUCAUUUUUUCUGUAAUACUUUUAUAUUUAAGUUAUGUUAAAUACAGUUUUUCAUAUAAUUGGGAUGUUGAUACAUUUUAAUGGUUUUUAUUUGCUAUUCCUACAUUUGUUUUGGCUAUUUUAUUCCAUCCUAAUUUAAAUUCUAAAUUUUAUGCUGAUGUCUGCUGGACUUUUGCCUUGUAUUUAGAAAGUGUAGCUAUGUUUCCUUAAUUGGAUGUUUUUAGAAAAAAAGGAGGAGAAAUUGAAAAUUAUACUUCACAUUUUGUCGCUUCAUUAUCUUUAUCGAGAAUUAUGUAGUUUAUCUUUUGGAUCUAAACUUACACUGAACUUAAUACUGAUAAAUAUACUACCUCAUUUGCUCCUAAUUAUGUUGGAUAUCUUGUUUUAGGUGUACAAAUUAUAUUUGAAGGCCAUUAAAAUUUAACUUUUUAUCAUUGA